GCGUUCCCUUCCUCCGCAGCCGUCUCUCCCGUGGUCUCUCCGUGCUGCCGCCGGAGUUAGCUAAAAACUGAGGAGGAGGUCUGUCUGUCGUGACAGUCCGGUCAGCCCGUUCAUAUAAACUUUUCUGAGUCUCGGUUGUGACUGAAGGGCGGACAGAGUGUUUCCUUUGUGUUUUCGAUGCAUGGGAGUGCCCUGGGAGCGGCGAAGGGAGAAGACAGUGCCGGUGGUCCUGACUGUUCAGCAGGAUGAGUGAGGCGGAAGGCCAGUUCUACAGCGUUCAGGUGGGAGACUCCACCUUCACUGUACUCAAGCGCUACCAGCAACUCCGCGCCAUCGGCUCCGGGGCCCAAGGCAUCGUCUGCUCUGCACUAGAUACAGUCCUUGGUAUACCAGUGGCAGUGAAAAAGCUGUGUCGGCCUUUCCAGAACCAGACACAUGCUAAACGUGCAUACAGGGAGCUGGUGCUGCUAAAAUGUGUCAACCACAAAAAUAUCAUCCGUCUGAUCAACGUGUUCACGCCUCAGAAGUCCCUGGAGGAAUUCCAGGAUCUAUAUCUGGUGAUGGAGCUGAUGGAUGCCAGCCUGUGCCAAGUGAUCCACAUGGACCUGGACCAUGAGAGAAUGUCCUACCUGCUGUACCAGAUCCUCUGUGGCAUCAGGCACCUGCACUCUGUUGGCAUCAUCCAUAGGGACCUAAAACCCAGUAACAUUGUGGUGAAGUCAGAUUGCACUCUCAAGAUCUUGGACUUUGGCCUGGCAAGAACAGCCUGCACUAACUUCAUGAUGACCCCCUAUGUGGUGACCAGAUACUACCGAGCCCCAGAAGUCAUUCUGGGCAUGAAGUAUAAGGAGAAUGUGGACAUCUGGUCAGUGGGGUGUAUCAUGGGAGAGAUGGUAAAAGGCAGUGUCAUCUUCCAAGGCACCGACCACAUUGACCAGUGGAAUAAGGUGAUUGAGGUUCUGGGCACGCCCAGUCUGGAGUUUAUGAACCGUCUGAUGGAGACCGUGAGGAACUAUGUCAUGAACAAGCCACAGUAUCCGGGUGUCAGCUUUGCAGAGCUUUUCCCAGACUGGGCCUUUCCAUCUGACUCAGAACAUGACAAACUUAAAACGGGUCAAGCCCGGGACCUGCUGUCCAAAAUGCUGGUCAUUGAUCCUGAAUGCCGCAUCUCUGUAGAGGAAGCCCUCAACCAUCCCUACAUUCACGUGUGGUACGACCCUGCGGAGGCUGACGCGCCUCCUCCCCAGAUUUCAGAUAAGCAGCUGGAAGAGAGAGAGCACACCAUUGAGCAGUGGAAAGAGCUCAUUUAUGAAGAGGUGAUUGACUGGGAGGAGAGGAACAAGAAUGGUCUAAUGAAAGAAGAUAGCUCAGAUGUGGUGUCCGGCUCAGCCUCUCAGUCCUCCUCAGCCAAUGACAUCUCAUCUAUGUCCACGGAGCACACAUUGGCCUCGGACACAGACAGCAGCAGCAUCGACACACUGACGGGACCACUGGACGAGAGUCAGUGAACACAGUCCAUGGCCACAUGUGUCUGCCUGCCCCCUCCCCGUCCCCCCCAUUUACAAUAUCCAAAUAUCAAUCAACCAUCACCUUCCUUUCUUCUGUUUACUCCCCAUAUUUUCAUUUUUUUUGUUCUCUGUAUUUUCCUUCUUUCCUCUCAACUUCAAUGAAUAGGUCUAUUUUUCUAUUUUCUUUUCAUGUGUGAUCUAAUGGAUCUUGUUGAUCCUCUUCAACUUGUUUUGGACUGCAUCCUAGAGGUCAAAGCUGUGCUAUCUGUUGGGUCAAAGGUUUAUCAUUCUCUA
Scomber scombrus (Atlantic mackerel) is the source of this 1802-nucleotide messenger RNA. It is a transcript of the gene mapk9, whose product is annotated as mitogen-activated protein kinase 9. Lineage: Eukaryota; Metazoa; Chordata; Actinopteri; Scombriformes; Scombridae. Bases 246 to 1508 code for a protein of 420 amino acids. Gene Ontology annotation, cellular component: cytoplasm; nucleus. Gene Ontology annotation, biological process: protein phosphorylation; JNK cascade. Gene Ontology annotation, molecular function: ATP binding; JUN kinase activity. The record is from RefSeq and is a predicted model, not a curated record. The transcript is spliced from 12 exons.